AACUGUCUUUUCACUAUCACUGACAACUCUUUACGUGUCCUCAAAAUAUCCACCCUCCUUCUCUCUCCUUUGAAGUCUUCUUGAGCAACAAGAAAAAACGCUCUUUGGAGGGAGCCGCAUCGUUCUGCGCGCCCAACAAAUCUUAACCCUCCAUCAUUCCAAUCCAACGGCUUCCAUCACUCGGCAAAACUCUCUCUCUCCCUCUUCCUCUUUCCCCUUCUUCCCCCUCAGCGGUUUUAAUCAUAAACCCUAGCCGAAACAGUGACACCCAGUCCCCUCACUCUCUCUCUCCUCAGCGCGCGCUCUUUUCUCUUCUCUCUCUCUCUCUAUAUCACAGAUCUCGCUCUCCCCAACGAUUCACCUCCGAAAUUUCUCGCUUUUGUUCCGUUCAAGGUUCAAUUUUUCAGAACUCCCUUUAACCCCUUUCCCCCUCUUUCUUCCUUCUUUUAAUUAUUUUUUUAAAAAUAUUUUGUUUAUGGGUUUUUAAUUUGUAAAAUCGGACACGAUCGCUGUUCGAUAAUUUCGAUUCUCUCCACACCAUGGCAUUCUUCUUUCCUUAGCCACCUACUAGAUCAUGUGACACUCCCCCCUGAAGGAAAAAAAAAGUAACGAUCGGUUCGGUUUGGUUCGUUUUUUUUAAGUGGUUCACCGUACGGCAAUGCCGGCGGCCGGGAUGCGGCGUACGACGAGGGUGUUCGGGAUGAAGGGGGCCGAGACGGCCCGCGUUUUACGCUCGGGCCGGCGGCUCUGGCCGGACUCCGGCGAGGUCAAGACCAAGCGAUCCCACGAUGGGGACGAGUGGCCGCUGCCGCCGUUGAAAGCGGCGAAAUUUGACGCUGCGGCGACGCCACGUAAGGGGAAGCGCUCCGAGGAGGCUGCUGUGGUUGAUAGGAGGUUCGGUAAGGGCCUUGUGUAUCAGAGGAGAAAAAAGGGUUUGAAGAGGGAAGUUUCUAGAAGGAAUGUGGAGGUUUGGCGCUGCGUGCUUUCCGUAGCUGUGAAUCGCUGUGCCGGGAAUAGUGGAAGGUUUUUGAGGUUGUUGGCUUCGGUGGCGAGGUAUGUUGCCAGGGUUAGGGUUUCCCCGAGGAAGCUGUCGGGGUUCUUCAUGUCGGAGGCUAUUCACGGUGCUUUUGCGUCGAAGGGGAUGCUGUUUGUGAAGGGUCCUCCUGCUGUAAACACUGGAAUAGGCCAGUUCUUUGGGGUCACAGGGUCCGUGCCGUCAUUUUCUGUGGACUUUUCUGCUGUUCCUCCUUGUUUUGAGUAUCUGCAGUCUGCGAUGUUCUUAAAAUUUAUGUUUAGGUCAUUUUUUCUUGUACAUAAUCCAAUAAAUGUGCAUAGGGAUGAGGAUACCGAGUCAGAUGAUGAUUUGCUGGAAAACCAGAAUGAACAGCAGAUUUCAAGUGAUACCUUUAAGAGGAAACCUUCUGAUAUUGUAACUGUUACAUCUGAUGUGGUUGAAAUCAAUGAUGUUUUAUCCUUGCAUUCUUCUGUCAAGGUUACCACCAGGGCAGCUGGUCGGAAUGGACAAUAUAGGAACAUGUUGAACUCUAGAGGCAUUCAGAAGAGGAGAAGUUCUCUUAGGAAAAGGAAAGCCCGUAGUCCUUCAAUGGUGAGUAUACGCAGAAAUGGGGCAGUAGCUUCUGAUUUAACAGGUGGUAGGAAAAACAAUAGCCAAUUGCCUGUUGUGACCUCUAGCAGGAAACUUAGGAGUAUGGCCAAUGAUAGCACCAAAGGGAACCUGAAAGAAGCUCGUUCUGCCAUAGUGGAUUCGAAAGAUAGACUAGGCUCAUCUUCCUGUUUUGCAAACUUAUUGGUAUCAGAGAUAGACCAAUGUUGCAGGGCAGAGGGAGCAAUUGUUACUUUAGAGACGUCAUCUCCAAAAGAAUGGCUUUUCACUGUAAAGAAAGGUGGAUUAACAAGAUGCACAUUCAGAGCAGAAAAAGUGAUGCGUCCCUUCUCAACAAAUCGAUUCACCCAUGCAGUAAUGUAUUCAUUGGACAAUGGGUGGAAGCUGGAGUUUACUAAUCGCCAAGACUGGAAUGUCUUUAAAGACCUUUACAAGAAGUGCUUUGAUCGUAAUACCCCUGCUACUGCUGCCAAAGUUAUCCCAGUUCCAGGUGUGCGUGAGGUUUCUUCCUAUGCAGAAAGUAACAGUUUUCCCUAUCACAGACCAGUCACAUACAUAUCUGCCUUUGGUGAUGAGUUAACUAGAGCGAUGACAAGGGAAACUGCAAAUUAUGACAUGGAUUCUGAAGAUGAGAAAUGGCUGAAAAAGUUCAAUGAGUUUCAAGAACAUGUAUCAGAAGAUAAUUUUGAGUUAAUUAUUGAUGCUAUGGAGAAGGUUUAUUAUUAUAAUCCAGAUGAGACAUUUGAUGAAAAAUCUGCUGCCAAUGGUUGUCAGGACCUUGGUAGCAAGGAAGUGGUAGAAGCUGUAUAUAACUAUUGGAUGAGAAAACGAAAGCAAAAAAGAUCUUUCCUGCUUAGGGUUUUCCAGGGUCAUCAAUCAAAGAGAGCUCCACUUAUCCCGAAGCCCUUGCUGCGAAAAAGGAGGUCGUUCAAGAGACAACCUAGUCAGUUUAGUAGAGGCAAUCAACCAAGUGUGUUGAAAGCAUUUGCAGCUGAACAAGAUGCCAUGGAAGAAAAUGCAAUGCUCAAGAUUGAAGAGGCCAAAGCCAAUGCAAACAUGUCCAUGGAAUUAGCCAUAAAUAAACGCAAAAGGGCUCAAUCUCUUGCCCAGAAUGCAGAUUUGGCCACCUACAAGGCCACAAUGUUAAUUAGAAUAGCCGAAGCAGCUCUGGCUGCAGAAUCAGUAGAUGAAGCAGCAGCAUAUUUUCUUGAUUAAUUGAUGGUUAGAUCAAUUCCAUUGCUAAUUAUCACACCACAAAUUUUUAUUACAGGAUGGGGUCAUAUAGUAGAUUUGCUGCUGUUUUAUUGUAAACAUUGUACAGAUUUUUGCUUGUAUGUAUAACUUGGAUUUAAAUGAAAGACCGCACACCUAUCUUUUGUGAGUAGGUUGGUUGAUCUCUGGAAGAAAGAAAACUAAAAGUGGAAAUGAAAAAAGAAAAUACAGGAUUCCUAAGCC
Glycine soja is the source of this 3079-nucleotide messenger RNA. RefSeq lists its product as uncharacterized. The coding region runs from base 659 to 2839 and encodes 726 amino acids. Lineage: Eukaryota; Viridiplantae; Streptophyta; Magnoliopsida; Fabales; Fabaceae. Gene Ontology annotation, cellular component: piccolo histone acetyltransferase complex. Gene Ontology annotation, biological process: regulation of transcription by RNA polymerase II. The record is from RefSeq and is a predicted model, not a curated record. The transcript has 4 exons.